This is a messenger RNA of Paramecium sonneborni, 180 nucleotides long. The record is from the annotation of a GenBank genome assembly. NCBI's taxonomy places the organism in Eukaryota, Ciliophora, Oligohymenophorea, Peniculida, Parameciidae.
AUGCUGAAGAAAAUUUGGGAAAAAUUAUCUGAAUCAAUGAAAUAACUUUACGAUUGGAUUGAACAGGAAUACUUUAAUAUUAUCAACUUAGGUACAAAUCUAGCAGAAUCUUCAUAUGCUAACUUAGAGAAAUUUAGUCUAUAUUGUUAUUGGAACAAAAUUAAACGAUUUAAAUGGUGA